GAGGAAGCAGUUGUUUUCUUGGUCCAGGAAAAGAUGGAAAUGUCAACAACAUAUCCACCAAAUUAGCGUAUUUCAACACGGUCGUCGUGCUUAACAACAAAUAUGAGCGUUGACGCGAGUAUUUUAAAAACAUUACAGACUGGAAAUGAACAGGAAGUGUGCUUAGUGCUCGAGGCUUUUACGACAAAGAAUGCACAGACCUUCAGUUUCCCUGAGUUGACUUUGGAUGUAAAACAGAAAUGUGUGGAGGCCAUACUGGACCUUCUGCGUGUGCAGGGUGCUGCCAAAUGCCACAUCCUGUGUCUGGAGACACUGCGCCUGUUUAGCCGAGAGAAAGAGAAGUUGGCAGGCAUGAUCUCAGAGGUGGCCCUAAACCUGAUGAUGAAGAUGGCAGGACUCCAACACUACUCUGAGGAGGAGGGCGAGUGUGUCACCAUUCAGAAUGGUGACCCUGAUGUGAUGGUGGAGGCCCAGAAGUGUCUGUGUAACUUAAUAUUCAACAAUGUUCAAGUCCAGAGAGUCUGCAGUAAAAACGGCUGUGUGGAGGGGAUUAUACAACGGCUGAAGACUUACAAAGAUCCAGAUCUCAAGUUUGAAAUAAAGUUCUUUGAUAUGAGGAUGCUGUUCCUGUUGACUGCCCUGUGUGCUGAAACAAGACCUUUGAUUCGUUAUGAGUUACAUGGAUUCACAUACCUGAUGGAGGUUGUUGAUUUAAUUCUCCGGGAUGCGGAUGCUCGGCAGUCUGGACUUACGGAACAGGAGGUGGACCUCUGUUGUGAAAUCCUCAAAAUUCUCUUCAACAUCACAGUCCCGAUUGAUAAAAAUGCUUUAGAUGAGGAAGAGGAAGCCCACUUUAUGCGCCUGGUUAGUGUACUGCGGGACCUGUUGAUGAGUAGAACACAGAGCAAGGACCGUCAGGAAGAACUACAGAGUCACACAGUGAACCUACUUACAAACAUCCCACGGGACUGUUAUGAGGAGCUGCUUAUUCCUCUCAACGAGAUCGAUGUUGGUGGUAUGGAGAAUAAAGAUGUCGAGUUUGACGGGAAAAACAUGGAGGCAGUUAUUGUUCUUCUUGACUUCCUCUACAACAGGCUAGACGUGCCAAUGAAGUCUCUGAAGGAAAGUCUCGCUCCCAUUCUUCACUGCCUGUGUGAGACCUGUAGGGCUAACAGAGCUAUCCGCAAGUUCUGUCGCUCUAAGGUGUUGCCACCCUUGAAGGAUGAGGUGAAGAAAUUACCAGAAGAUGGAGAUACACUUAGAAACAGAUUGUGUAAGCUGCUAACAUCACCGAUCACAGAUGUCAAGGACUUGGCUGCAGAUUUCUUGUUUGUUUUGUGUAAAGAGAGUGUUAACAGAAUGGUGAAGUACACAGGCUAUGGGAACAGUGCUGGCCUCUUAGCCAACAGGGGUCUUCUGCUCGGAGGAAAGUCAGGGGGAGACUACUCCAGCAACUCAGAUGACUCGGACACUGAAGAGUAUAGCCAAUUGCGAGACAUGGUUAAUCCUGUAACAGGCAGAUGGGAGGAGGAUAAACCAGAUCCUUUCGAGGGAAUGAGUGAGGAACAAAAGGAGUUUGAAGCCAUGAAACUAGUCAACAUGAUGCACAAACUCCAGUGCCAAGGGAUCAUCCAGCCGAGUCGUGUUGACGAGUCUGGACGUCCUCAGCCUGUCGAACAUGUCCUGGAACUGAUGGAGAACAUGACCAACCCAAGUGGAGCGACCGGGGAUCAGGAAGAUUUGGAUUAGGGGCCUCCCACAGGGUACCUGAUGUAAGAGGCCUGUGACGGCCUGUUUUAUCAUCUGCUCCUAUCAGACAGAUUGGAGGUAUAUUUCCACAUAUACCAAGGUCUCAAUCUUGCCAAUUUUGGUGUGUUGGGUUUGAAGCUGGAAUUCAGAACCUGAUGACGUAUUUACGCCAUAAUUCAUGGCAAGGAAAGUAUUAUCUGAAAUUGUGACUACGCAGUCUGGCAGAUAGACGGUGUCAGUAGACAUGUUGUUUAUGAACCUACAAUGGCGACGGAAUCAACUUUGUGUGAGAAGUAUUAUAUAGUCUACUUUGUGUUGUCUUUAGAUCUGAUCAAAUGGCCUGAAGUAAUCUGGCAUUAUUUAUCUCACAAGCAUCAUAAAGCUGCAAAUUCAUAUUUCUGCUCUGCUAAAUUCCUGAUGUGUGUUUUACUGUGAACAGGGGUUCUAUAUGAUAGAACUUUACAUUUAGAAAAAAAUAUUUCCUGGAAAGUAUGAACAGUUUAUUAAAAUUAGUAAACAUUGAUUUUUCUCUUUUUUUUUUGAUAAUGUAUGUUUGAUUGCGAAAAAAAAUCAGAAAAAUCACCAUAUGUGAUUAAUGUGACUUUCUUAUUUUGAAAUUUUCAUUGAAUAAUGCGUAUACAUCUUUAUUUAUCAAUAGGAAUAUUUUUCCGGUGGUAUCAGAUUAAAAGUACUAUUUUGAUUUUGCAAGAUUUCAGACUCCAUUUAGUUUUUGAGAACCACAAAUCUCCAACAGAAGUAAAGGAUGAAAAUCACUUUUAAGACGCUAAGUAGAAAAUAAAUGGUUUGUGUAAAUGUAAUCUAACAACAUCAAGGUGAUGGUCAAGGUCAUGUAAGAAAUCAAGGUCACUUAAUGUGAAACAGAAUGUCAAGGUUACAUAGUAAAAUGUCACACCAACAUAAGUGUAUAAUGUGAGGCGAGAUAGUGAGAGGAGAAACCUGAGGAGUACUGCCUGAUGUGUAUUGUAUUGGUGAUCAGGAUACACUCAUGCUGGCAGUGUUCAUACAGUGGAGGGCCCACCUCUUAGAGGUAUUUUUAUCACAAAAGUAUUUUUGAUAAGGAAUGUGAAACUGCCAAUUUCUUUCUUAAGGUCUUAAUUAAGGCUGUUCUAUUUUGAAGAACAAUUGUUGAACUUUUAUAAAAUGUUGACUUCUUGUAUUGUGUUUAUUGUUUUGCUGUGUUCAUACAGACCAGCAAACAUUUAUAAAUUAUUACAAGUCAGACAAUUGUAUUAAAUCAAUCAUAAAGUU
Pecten maximus is the source of this 3018-nucleotide messenger RNA. Its product is annotated as synembryn-A-like. The record is from RefSeq and is a predicted model, not a curated record. The transcript has 15 exons. Gene Ontology annotation, molecular function: G-protein alpha-subunit binding; guanyl-nucleotide exchange factor activity. Gene Ontology annotation, biological process: G protein-coupled receptor signaling pathway. Bases 103 to 1749 code for a protein of 548 amino acids. NCBI's taxonomy places the organism in Eukaryota, Metazoa, Mollusca, Bivalvia, Pectinida, Pectinidae. Gene Ontology annotation, cellular component: cytoplasm.